Messenger RNA from Orbicella faveolata, 1565 nucleotides. Its product is annotated as P2X purinoceptor 4-like. Lineage: Eukaryota; Metazoa; Cnidaria; Anthozoa; Scleractinia; Merulinidae. The record is from RefSeq and is a predicted model, not a curated record. Gene Ontology annotation, cellular component: plasma membrane. Gene Ontology annotation, molecular function: purinergic nucleotide receptor activity; extracellularly ATP-gated monoatomic cation channel activity. Gene Ontology annotation, biological process: response to ATP; calcium ion transmembrane transport.
CGAGGCAACAAGGUGUAAUUUGAAGGCAAACAAAAGAAUUCUAAAAUUGCGGCCAUUUUGGAAUAAGGUGUAUAGCUUUCCACUCCUCUCUGUUCCUCUCCCGACCGCGGCCAUUUGUUUUGAGUGCGGGGUAAUUUGCAUAGCCAUACAUAAAGUAUAUACUCGCACCAAGUUUCGUAGUCAUCACAAAGGUCAUCAACAUGGUCUCUUGCAGGCAAAUUUGUGAUGGCGUCCUUACGACCCUGUUUGAGUACGAUACAGCCAAGAUAGUGCAUAUAAAAAGCAAAAAGGUUGGACUUAUCAAUCGGCUGAUACAACUGGUUAUUAUUUUGUACAUUAUAGGAUAUGUGAUUGUUUAUGAAAAAGGAUACCAGGAGUUUCAGAAGCCUUACAGUUCUGUGACAACAAAAGUGAAGGGACUAUCACUCACAAACUUAACAAACAGCAGUAAUCCACUGGCACUGUAUGGAGGUGUGCAUGUCUGGGACUCAUCUGAUUUUGUCAUACCCCCAGAGGAAGAUAAUGCUGUGUUUGUAAUGACAAACAUGAUAAUCUCUCCAGACCAAAAACAAGGCACAUGCCCUGAGGACCCAAAUUUUGAAGGUGUAAAGUGCACCAACGACAGUGACUGUACACCACUUGAACCUGUUCCAAAUGGCAAUGGGAUUAAGACUGGAAAUUGUGUAAAGGCUGACAGAGGACAAGGCCAUGUUUGUGAAAUCUAUUCUUGGUGCCCUGUGGAGAUAGAUGAACUUCCUAUGCAAGGCUUUAAUUUGAGGGAAAAUGUUCCUCUUUUAGAUGCUGCCAAGGAUUUCACAGUGCUGAUUAAAAACAGUGUACAGUUUCCCAAGUUUGGUGAAGCUCUGAGAAACAUCCAAACUGAUAAUGCAACCUACUUAAAGACCUGUAAUUACAAUCCUGACACUGAUCUCCUGUGUCCCAUAUUCAAGCUUGGGAAGAUAGUUGAACUGGCACAUGUUGACUUUGACGAUAUAGCUUACAAGGUAAACUUUUACAUUCUAGGGGGAUUCCCUGAAGGGUACUCUCCGUUGUGUAUAGAGAAACUCAUGAGAAGUUUAACUGUGUAACUACCCCUUGUGCCCUUAAAGACAGGCUUCCAAUUGUUCAGUUUUGUUAAUUACUAUAUUCAGAAAAUCGAGAGAUAAAAUCAAGUAUUCAAACAAUUACCACUGCCUGCACUAAGUCAUGUACCUCACAUAUCAAAAUUCAAAAUUUUUGCGCAAAGAAUUUCCAAAGAUCUUUCUCUUUGCAGAUACAGUUUGUAGUAAUUUUACAGCAUAUACAAGCUCGUGCUACAUGCAUGUAGAUGUUGAACACAUUUUGUGACAAGUUGAAAGAUGUUAAAUUUGGUUGAAUUCUGUCUAUUGUCAUCAGUACUUUGGAGAAUUUCACCUAGAUUCUCAAUGAUUUUCUUUAGUUUCUUCGAGACAUUAACAACAUAAAGGUCAGAAUUCAGGUAUUAACUCAGCACUAAACCAAAAAUAUUGCAUAAAGGUGUAUUCUUCAACUCUUCACGAUUCCAAAUAUGGUACUUAAGUAAUAAA